UAUGAUGUCUUCAGCAUGGUCUGAAUAUACCAUUGGUGGGGUGAAGAUUAACUUUCCUUGUAAAGCUUAUCCAUCACAGCUUGCUAUGAUGAAUUCUAUUGUCAGAGGAUUAAACAGUAAGCAACAUUGUUUGUUGGAAAGCCCUACAGGAAGUGGGAAAAGCUUAGCCUUACUUUGUUCUGCUUUAGCAUGGCAACAAUCUCUUAGUGGAAAGCCAAUGGAUGAAAGCUUAAGUAAAAAAGCUGAAGUAAAAGCUGAAGUAUUAUUGUCAUGUUGUUGUACAUGCCAUUCAAAGAAUUUUACAAAUGAUAACAUGAACCAAGGAACUUCACAUCAUUUCAAUAGUCCAAGUACACCACCUUCUGAAAGAAAUGGCACUUCAUCACCUUGUCAAGACUCUCCUGAAAAAACUACGCUGGCUGCAAAAUUAUCUGCCAAGAAACAGGCAUUCAUAUACAGAGAUGAAAAUGAUGAUUUUCAAGUAGAGAAGAAAAGAAUUCGAUCCUUAGAAACUACACAGCAGAUUAGAAAACGGCAUUGUUUUGAAAAGGAAGUACACCAUUUUGAUACAAAAGUUACUUCAGGAAAGACUACAAAACUCAACUCUCCAUUAAGGAAGAUAAACUCCUUUUCUCCACAAAAUCCCUCUGGUCACUGUUCUAGGUGCUGUUGUUCUACUAAACAAGGAAACAGUCAAGAUUCUUCAAGUGCCACUAAGAAGGAUCAUGGGGGGAAAUCCAAGAUACCAAAAAUAUAUUUUGGGACACGUACACACAAGCAGAUUGCUCAAAUUACUAGAGAGCUCCGGAGAACAGCGUACUCAAGGGUCCCGAUGACUAUUCUUUCCAGCAGGGAUCAUACUUGUGUCCAUCCUGAAGUAGUAGGUAACUUCAACAGAAAUGAAAAGUGCAUGGAAUUGCUGGAUGGAAAAAAUGGCAAAUCCUGCUAUUUUUAUCAUGGUGUUCAUAAAAUUAGUGGUCAACACACAUUCCAGACUCUCCAAGGGAUGUGCAAGGCCUGGGACAUAGAAGAACUUGUCAGCUUGGGGAAAAAAUUAAAGGCAUGUCCAUAUUACACAGCACGAGAACUAAUAGAAGAUGCUGACAUAAUAUUUUGUCCCUACAACUAUCUUCUAGAUGCACAAAUAAGGGAAAGUAUGGAUAUCAAUCUGAAAGAACAGGUUGUCAUUUUAGAUGAAGCUCAUAACAUUGAGGACUGUGCUCGGGAAUCAGCAAGUUAUAGUGUAACGGAAGUUCAGCUUCGGUUUGCUCGAGAUGAACUAGAUAGCAUGGUCAACAAUAACAUAAGGAAGAAAGACCAUGAACCCCUACAAGCUGUGUGCUGCAGCCUCAUUAAUUGGUUAGAAGUAAACUCUGAACAUCUUGUGGAACGGGAUUAUGAAUCAUCCUGUAAAAUAUGGAGUGGAAGUGAAAUGCUCUUAAAUUUACACAAAAUGGGUAUCACCACUGCUACUUUUCCCAUUUUGCAGGGACAUUUUUCUGCUGUCCUUCAAAAAGAAGAAAAAAUCUUAUUGGUUCAUGGUAAAGAGGAGACAAGAGAAGUACCUAUUAUUAGUGCUUCAACUCAAAUAAUGCUCAAAGGACUUUUUAUGGUGCUUGACUAUCUUUUUAGGCAAAAUAGCAGGUUUGCAGAUGAUUAUAAAGUUGCUAUUCAACAGACUUAUUCUUGGAUAAAUCAGACUGAUAUUUCUGAUAAAAAUGGGUUCUUUGUUCCACCAAAAAAUAAGAAACGUUCACGACAGAAAACUGCAGUUCAUGUGCUAAACUUUUGGUGCUUAAAUCCAGCUGUGGCCUUUUCAGAUAUUAAUGGCAAAGUGUGGACGAUUGUUUUGACAUCUGGGACGUUAUCACCAAUGAAAUCCUUUUCAUCAGAACUGGGUGUUACAUUUACUAUCCAACUGGAAGCUAAUCAUGUCAUUAAUAACUCACAGGUUUGGGUUGGCACCAUUGGGUCAGGACCCAAGGGUCGGAAUCUCUGUGCUACCUUCCAGCACACAGAAACAUUUGAGUUCCAGGAUGAAGUGGGAGCACUUUUGUUAUCUGUAUGCCAGAUUGUUGGCCAAGGAAUUUUGUGUUUCUUGCCAUCUUACAAGUUAUUAGAAAAGUUAAAAGAACGUUGGCUCUCUACUGGUUUAUGGCAUAAUCUGGAGUUGGUGAAGACCGUCAUUGUAGAACCACAGGGAGGAGAAAAAACUGAUUUUGAUGAAUUACUACAGGUGUACUAUGAUGCGAUCAAGUGCAAAGGAGAAAAAGAUGGAGCCCUCCUGGUAGCAGUUUGUCGUGGUAAAGUGAGUGAGGGUCUGGAUUUCUCAGAUGACAAUGCCCGUGCUGUCAUAACAAUAGGAAUUCCUUUUCCAAAUGUGAAAGAUCUUCAGGUUGAACUAAAGCGCCAAUAUAAUGACCAGCAUUCAAAAUUGAGAGGUCUUUUACCUGGUCGUCAAUGGUAUGAAAUUCAAGCAUACAGGGCCUUAAAUCAGGCCCUAGGUAGAUGUAUUCGACACAAAAAUGAUUGGGGAGCUCUUAUUUUAGUGGAUGACCGCUUCAGGAGUAACCCAAGUCGAUAUAUAUCUGGACUUUCUAAAUGGGUGCGGCAGCAGAUUCAGCACCAUUCAACCUUUGAAAGUGCCCUGGAAUCUUUGGCUGAAUUUUCCAAAAAGCACCAAAAGUUCAUUGAUGUAUCCAAAGAGGACAGAAAGUCUCUACAGGACAGUCAGUCUACACUUGAAGUGGCUUGUUUGAAGGACAAUACAUCACCUUACUUUUUAGAAGCAGCAAAUCAUCUAUUACCAGAAAAUCCUAGGGAAGGUAAAGCAAAAAUGUGUGUCUAAGAAUUAAAAUGUUGUAAAAUGAUAACUAAAAGUUCAUCUCUCCCAAGUGACAUCACUUCCAGGAAGGACAAAUAUGAUCCAGAAUUAUUGGAAGAGUCUGGCCAGGCAAUGGAAGCAGAAAACAUUGGGAUUUCCAGAUCCACAAGCCCAACCUUCAACAAACAAACAAACAGAGUUAGCUGGUCUAGUUCUAAUUCUUUAGGGCAGUGUUUUUCUGGUAAAAUUCUGACUACAACACCUAAGUUUAGGUCAUCAGAGGACUGUGCCUCUAGUUCUUCCACUUUCAAAACAGAAAAAGAUUGUGAAACUGUUUUGCCACUCACUGAUAAAUUUGAGUCUUCAUCUCUAAGAGUAAACACAUCAUUUGAACCAUGCCCUCAGUCAGAAACUAUUAUUCCAUCAAUAAAGAUUGAGGCUGCUCUUCUUAAAAAAGAUCAUUCCGAACAGCUACUCUGCUGUAAAGAAGCCCUGGAUCCAGACAUUGAAUUAUCUCUAGUGAGUGAAGAAGAUAAACUUUCUACUUCAAAUAGAGCUUUUGAAACAGAAGCAGAAGAUGAAUCUAUCUAUUUUACCCCUGAACUUUAUGAUCCUGUAGAUACAAAUAAAGAAAAAAAUGAACUAGUUGAAACUGAUAGAGACACUAGAUUGGCCAAUAAUUCAAAUUGUAUUUUAGCUGAAGAUCUUUUUGAAACUAGGACUACAAAAGAAGUAGAUUCAGUCAGGAAAAUGAAAGUUGAGGAUUGCCCAGACACAAAGUUAAAUAGACUUAGGCAUAUUGAAGAAAGUAAAGUUGAUGAUAUUGGUAAUAAUAUAAAAACAACUCAUAUAAGUGAGUUAGAACUGGAGAAAACUCAUGAAAUGGAUAUAAAGGACUUUAAACAGUCUCCUCCCAAAAAUAAAGGUGUGUUCCCUGGUGUUAGAUAA
Eptesicus fuscus (big brown bat) is the source of this 3772-nucleotide messenger RNA. RefSeq names its product BRCA1 interacting helicase 1 (gene BRIP1). The record is from RefSeq and is a predicted model, not a curated record. Gene Ontology annotation, molecular function: ATP binding; hydrolase activity, acting on acid anhydrides, in phosphorus-containing anhydrides; DNA helicase activity. Lineage: Eukaryota; Metazoa; Chordata; Mammalia; Chiroptera; Vespertilionidae. Gene Ontology annotation, cellular component: nucleus. Gene Ontology annotation, biological process: double-strand break repair involved in meiotic recombination; nucleotide-excision repair.